AUGUCCACCACCCACUGCUCCAAAUGCGCCUCCGCUACCGCAAAACCACCCCUCCUCACCCUACCCCUCGAGCUGCAACUCCUCAUCCUCCCCCACCUCCCCUACCCCGACGCCCUCGCCCUCAAACACACACACACGCACUUCUACAAUCUAGUCGACACCAACGUCCGCCUCAAAGUCGCCUGGCUGCUCGAGCGCAAGACGCGGCAUCUGGAAGGGCCGCAGGAAAAGUGCGUCAUGAGGACCGACGCCGCGUUUUGCAGCACUGGCGGUGGGCAGGUGAGGAGGAUCAUGGAGACCAGGCGCGCGCAUGGGGAAUGUCGUGCGGGAGAGGGAGGGUGUGAGGUUGUCAUUGGAGCGACUUGCCGGGGUGGGAGGGGUGUGGGGAAGGGAAGGGCGGUUGCGAGGUUGUGGAGGAAGAGGGUAGGAAGGUUCGAGGCGUCAUUGGCGAUGGGGGUGAUUGGGCUACUGGUCAUGAGUUUCGUUGCCAAUCUGUCUUUUGCGAUCAGGUUGUAUCUCACUCGGUGA
This is a messenger RNA of Letharia columbiana, 528 nucleotides long. RefSeq lists its product as uncharacterized. Gene Ontology annotation, molecular function: protein binding. The coding region runs from base 1 to 528 and encodes 175 amino acids. Lineage: Eukaryota; Fungi; Ascomycota; Lecanoromycetes; Lecanorales; Parmeliaceae. The record is from RefSeq and is a predicted model, not a curated record. The transcript has a single exon.